This is a messenger RNA of Penicillium roqueforti, 498 nucleotides long. Its product is annotated as MAPEG family protein. The coding region runs from base 1 to 498 and encodes 165 amino acids. Lineage: Eukaryota; Fungi; Ascomycota; Eurotiomycetes; Eurotiales; Aspergillaceae. The record is from RefSeq and is a predicted model, not a curated record. Gene Ontology annotation, cellular component: membrane. The transcript has 3 exons.
AUGUCUGCCUUUGUAACAACUCUCGGGCUCCGCGCCGCCCCUGGCCAGGCACCUGCGAACCACGCAUCAGCCUUGCUAAUGGCGAACUGGUUUUUCGCGUAUAUUCUGACGAGCCCCCGCGGCGCAAAGAUACGCCUGGGUCUUGAUCACAAUGUCAGCCCGCGUGAGGACUUGACUACGUACGGUGAGGCGGCCGUGCAGUCGGGAAAGAUUACCCGUCGCGCCCUUGACAAGCUCAAGCGACAGACGUCGGCGCAUGCCAAUGUGCAGGAGGGAUACACUUUGUUCGUUGCGGCGAUGCUCGUCUCCUUAUACGCCGGUCUCCCCAAUGAAACUAUCAAUACCGUCGGUGCUUGGUAUUCGGUUUCCCGGGUCGCGUACCACCUAUUCUACUGCAACAUUGAAUCUUACUCUUUGAGCUUUCUGCGAUCGGCGGCUUGGUGGUCCGGGAACAUCAGCUGUCUUUAUGCGCUGGUGCAGGCCAGCAAGAAGUUGUAG